Messenger RNA from Tachysurus fulvidraco (yellow catfish), 2999 nucleotides. RefSeq names its product GTPase IMAP family member 7-like. The coding region runs from base 442 to 1650 and encodes 402 amino acids. Gene Ontology annotation, molecular function: GTP binding. NCBI's taxonomy places the organism in Eukaryota, Metazoa, Chordata, Actinopteri, Siluriformes, Bagridae. The record is from RefSeq and is a predicted model, not a curated record. The transcript has 4 exons.
GGUUGACCCCAAAAACUUAAACUCCUGCACCUUCUUGACCUUCUUCUACUGUUCUACUUCCCUCCCUCUCGUUCAUACAUAUGUAUUCUGUCUUACUAUGACUGAUUUUCAUUCCUCAUCUAUCCAAAGCAAAUUCCUCCACCUGCUCUCUACUCUCACUACAGAUCACAAUGGAGCUUCCUGUCUGAGUUCAUCUAUCAACCUGUCCUUCACCAUAGCAAACAAGAAGUGCAUCAAAGCCGAUCCUUGCUGUAGCCCCACCUCUAUCUUGAACUCUUGAGAUAUAAACUACAGUUAGAACUGGACAGAGCUUCACAAUCACUGAGAAAUAAAGACAAGGAAACCUCAGAACUGGAGAAUCAACAGAAAUCUGAGUUAGCAGAAAAAAACCAACAGCUUGAAGAGAAAGAGAGACUUCUAACUGAGAGAGAGACACAGCUAAUGGAAAGAAACAAAGAGCUUCAGGAGAAGGACAAGACACUGGAAGAGAAUGAGACACAGCUCAAACAGACAAGAGCUGAACUGGACAAAACAAUUAAAGCGUUAGAAGACAUGGAGGAGAAAAACACAAAACUAGAGAAUCUGAACAAACUGCUGAAGGAGAAAGUCAGACCUCUGGAGGAGAAAACAAAGCAGCUGCAGGAACAGACAGAUCCAGAAUCAUCAGCUUCCAUCAGGAGAAGAAACAGCAAGGAAGAUUUACCUCCAAGAAUGAGUGAAGAGACUCAGGACUCAGCAGCACCAAUCAGGAGAAGGAACAGUUUGGGGGGAGGACGUCCAAACUUGGGUGGAGAAUCGUCUAGUCCACAUUCUCCUGCAUCGGUUCCUGUAGCAGAACUGAGGCUGGUGCUGCUGGGGAGGACGGGGUCUGGGAAGAGUGUAACAGGAAACACCAUCCUGGGCAGAGAGGAGAGGAACCAGGCUGCUACGUCUACAGCUACAUCUACAGCCACCCAGCAGAGUGAGAGCACACAGAGGGAGGUGGCUGGGAGGAAGGUGACUGUGGUGGACACGCCUGACUGGUUCUCUCCUGAACUCUCUCUGGAGAAGCUGAGACAGGACGUGGGACUCUGUGUCCGUCUGUCUGCUCCAGGACACCACGCCUUCCUCCUGGUCAUACCUCUAAAGCAGCCUACAGGAGAGGAAAGAGGGAUGCUGGAGAAAAUGGAGGAGAUCUUUGGAGAGACCUGCUGGAGAAACACAAUGAUCAUAUUCAGUGUUACUGAUGAAUGUGAGAAGAAGAACAUUGAGGACUUUAUCCAAUCAGGAGACCAGGAGGUCCAGAGACUUGUAGAGAAAUGUGGGAACAGGUUUCACUGUCUCAACAUUAAUGAGAGUGGAGAUGGUUCUCAGGUCUCAGAGCUGUUGGAGAAGAUAGAGAAGAUGGUGGAAGGAAGCAGAGAGAAAUUCUACAGCAGUGACAUCUAUCUGGAGAUAGAAUCUCUCAUUACAGCAAUGAAGAUCAUCCUGCCUGAAUUUUUAGUCUUAAAAACAAAGAUGCAGGAAGAUUUCAGCAGACAGAUGGAGGAGAAGUACAGAGAGAUGGAGACUCUUCAACAGAAACUUUUUGUGGUCACAGAAAAUCUCAGUCUGUGGAAACAAGUAUACAUUUCAGCUGUGCUGGAGUUAACAAAAGCAGAACAGGAAUAAAUUUAGUGAACACGAUAAAGAAUGUGUUGCCUAACAGACUGAGAGAGUCGAGGAGGACAUAAACACUUUACUUGAAAGCUGAAGGUACAUUUUAUGGGUUUGAUGAUACACUGGUUUGACACCUUCAGGACAAAACCUGUGGAAAAUAUAUUUCAUUGUUUAUGUACAUUGUUUUAUUCACCUUUAAACAACACUAUUAACCAUUUUAUACCACACUGCUGCUCAAUGAGGUUCGUAUUUGUAACAUUAAAUUGAAGGAGUUCAGAAAGAUCAGAGCUCACGACAGUUCACUGUAUAAUCAGUGUAACAAAUACAGUGCACCCUUUAAACCUCAUGAAGAUCAUCCUGCCUGAACUCCAGAGAAACAUGUUGUCCUCAAAAACAAAGGGUUCAGCAGACAGAUAGAGGAGAAGAACAGAGAAACUUUCAGAGCUCAGAGAACAUCUCAGACUGAGUGACUAUUUUGCUGCUUUAGUGAAAAAUCACACAUCGUGACAGAAUUCUUUUAUUGUGACUUGAAAUCAGCGGUCUUAUAUUUUAUAAUGUGAAAAUCAACUAGAGGACAAUUUUGUGCAAUUGUAAACAAAGACAGUCUUAAUAAAGGUCUGGCAUUGUGAGACAUUUUCUCUUGACAUGUCAGAGUGUGUGCUGCUAUGAUGUUCAUCUAAAACUCACCAACAACAGGAGGGUUUCAGAUUAUACCACAUGUGACAUGUAAACUGGUACUGAAAUAGCAGAACUCCAGUUCAGACGCUUUCUCUGUGAUGUGACUGCUUUAUUUUCUAUUUAUCAGCAUCAAGACAGAGAAAAGAGACUGAUGAAGGAAUCACAUAUCUAUAGAUGUUAUUAUUCCUGUUAUAACUGAUAACUCAGAUGUUCCACAAUAUUUACAUGUUAAACUAAAUGGGAAAAGUAACGUGUCAUUAUUUAAUAAACUCUAAGAAUGUUUGUAGUAAGUAAAUAAUCUAUUUCCAUGUGGGAACAGUAACCUAAUCAUUAAUCAUCUUCCUCUAACUGAACACCUCCAAGUGUUUUAUUCUGUAAUGGUGUUAGUUAGGGGAGUCUAUAAUGAUAGAAACACAGGAACUGAAACCAUGUAGUGACACUUUUCCAGUGUUUAAUAAUGUUUUAGUGUCACUGUUACUUCACUAAGCUCUUUUCUCCUUGUGUCUGGUUCUGCUUCUUAAUUCAUGCCUCAUUUCUGUAACAGAAACACAAACAGCUGAAUGAGUGACACAUUUCUACAUAAUCUGGGUGUGUAAUAAAAUUGAAUGUAUAUUUACUGAAAUGUUUAUGGAAUGUUUUGCAUGUAGAAAUGUACAAUAACUAUAAUAAAGAGGUCAACAACA